AUGCACGAACAAACAACGCAUGGAACUUUUUGGAGCAAAAAGGGAAAAUAUGGCUGGCGCUCUAGAUACGUCAAUAACCAAGAACUGAUAGGCUCUAUAAUUGAAAGAAGCUGUUUGAUAGUUCGUUGUCCAGGUAUCGCUCCGAAACCUCCUCUGCCAUUCCUCAAAUUCCUCAGGUCCUCGACAAAGCCGUUCUGGGCAGAGGGAUCCCUAUUCAGUCUCCAAGAAGACACUGGUCUGCAAGGAAACCAGGACUCGCGGGUCGGAUCGAUAUCGGCCCUAGCACAGCUGGCAUGGCAGCCCUUUUUCUACAUGGCUGAUCGUGCGAGUCACGAGUGCCACACCGAAUCCUGA
Messenger RNA from Blastomyces gilchristii SLH14081, 354 nucleotides. RefSeq lists its product as uncharacterized. The record is from RefSeq and is a predicted model, not a curated record. Bases 1 to 354 code for a protein of 117 amino acids. NCBI's taxonomy places the organism in Eukaryota, Fungi, Ascomycota, Eurotiomycetes, Onygenales, Ajellomycetaceae. The transcript has 3 exons.